This is a messenger RNA of Momordica charantia (bitter melon), 755 nucleotides long. Its product is annotated as small ribosomal subunit protein uS12. Gene Ontology annotation, biological process: translation. Gene Ontology annotation, molecular function: structural constituent of ribosome. The record is from RefSeq and is a predicted model, not a curated record. Gene Ontology annotation, cellular component: ribosome; small ribosomal subunit. NCBI's taxonomy places the organism in Eukaryota, Viridiplantae, Streptophyta, Magnoliopsida, Cucurbitales, Cucurbitaceae.
CCAAGAAACCUAGGGUUUCAUUCACAGACGUUGCGGCGGCGUCAUCCAGAGCAGCUUCAUCGGAACUCCGCUACCCUAAUCUCGCAGUCGGAGAUCAUCUUCUCACCCUCACAAUGGGGAAGACACGUGGAAUGGGAGCUGGUCGCAAGUUGAAGUCCCACCGUAGAAGGCAAAGGUGGGCUGACAAAGCAUACAAGAAAUCCCAUCUUGGAAACGAGUGGAAGAAGCCAUUUGCUGGAUCGUCACAUGCAAAAGGCAUCGUCCUAGAAAAGAUUGGUAUUGAGGCUAAGCAGCCUAACUCUGCUAUUAGGAAGUGUGCUAGAGUUCAACUUAUUAAGAACGGGAAGAAGAUCGCGGCCUUUGUCCCAAAUGAUGGUUGUUUGAACUACAUUGAAGAGAAUGACGAGGUUCUCAUUGCUGGAUUUGGCCGAAAAGGACAUGCUGUUGGUGAUAUUCCCGGAGUCAGAUUUAAGGUGGUGAAGGUGUCAGGUGUAUCUCUUCUGGCUCUCUUUAAGGAAAAGAAGGAGAAGCCAAGGUCUUAAGCUUCUCGGUUUUUCAAGAUAGAUUUUGUCUUCAUUUCUUCGUUUCUUGCAAUAUGCAAUUAAUUAGAUUACUCGGUUGUCUGAUAUAUACUCUUGCGCUGCAAUCCUGUUGUUGAGAUGUCGCGAUUCAAACAUAAUUUUAUUUGCAAUCAGAACAGAUUCUGUUAUGAUUAAUUUGAGUGGGACACCGCCCCUUCUCUUCCCCCAUCAAAA